Puccinia triticina is the source of this 945-nucleotide messenger RNA. RefSeq lists its product as uncharacterized. Bases 1 to 945 code for a protein of 314 amino acids. The record is from RefSeq and is a predicted model, not a curated record. The transcript has 4 exons. Lineage: Eukaryota; Fungi; Basidiomycota; Pucciniomycetes; Pucciniales; Pucciniaceae.
AUGCUCGUCCCUCUCAAAAUUAGGCUGCUUAGCCUCCAACUUUUCCUUGUUACUGGCGCUUGGUGUGCCUACACUUUCGACAACCUGCCUCAUCCGCUCGAAUCUCCGGGCAAGCAGAACUUGAAACUGAAACAUGUGACCCGCGGGUACGGCACACAAAACUACGUGUGCAAGGACGGGAAAUGGGCGCCAAAUGGAGCAGAGGCGACGUUACUCUACCGGUCCCAGCCACAGAAGCCGUCCCGGACCGUCGGACACCAUUCGUACAAGCCACCCGGGCUGCCCACGUUCGACAUUUUGGGUGUUGGCUCCGUCACCUGCAAGAAAGUGCAGUUUGCGCCCGACUCCAAUGCACAUAACGUUGUUUGGCUCCAGCUGGAUGUGGUGGGAGGUACCCCUGGGAUGGCGAAGAGAGUGUACCGCACUCACACUGUCGGAGGAGUCCCUCCCGAACCGACGUGCAAGCCGACCGAUCAGCCAUUAAAAGUGCACUACUCUGCCCUUCAGCGUUCCCCUAUAGAGGGCACCUUCCCCACCCACCCACCCCCGUCGUAUCCAGGUCCAACACAACCAGCCAAGCCCAGUGUCCCAACAGGCUCCCCCCGUCCUGCGGUUCUCGUCUACAACGUCGCCACCAUGCACGCCCUGCAGGCCCUCCAUUUCGCGUCCACCCUCCUCCUCUUCAUCCCCGUCUUCGCCCCACUCACGGCCGUCGUCGCCUAUCCAGUCACGGGCAGCGGGGCCGGCGCCGGAACAAGCGCCGCGCGUCGCUCCAGACGCUCGCCUGAGGAGUACGACGAGGAGCAGAUCGGCGUGUUCGCCGAAGGCAACGGCACCGAGCGGGACUUCAUAUGGUCCAAGUUUAGCCCGGCUAGGAACUACUUCGGCGCAGGCAACCCCACCAAAGAAAUCGAGUCGAUGACUCUGAACCUCGACAAUCUGUAG